AUGAAGGACACCUUGUUCCCCUACAUCACGGACAACAUUAAGGAGUACCUGCGCGCGCACUGGGAGGAGGAGGAGUGCCAGCGGGACGUCGGGCUGCUGCGCAAACAGGCUCUAGAGGACUCCAGCUUGGAUGGAGUUGUCCCAAUCCCUCUGGAGAGCGGGAGCGGCGAGGAGGAGCUGGAGCGGGUUAUCCAGGCCGUCGUGGACAACGUGCGCUGGCAGAUGUCCCUGGACAGAAAGACCACAGCGCUGAAACAACUGCAGGGCCAUAUGUGGAGGGCGGCCUAUGCAACAGGACACGUGAAAGGAGAAGUCUUUGAGGAUGUGGUUCCAGCCAUCCGGAAGUGGAGAGAAGCAGGGAUGAAGAUCUACAUCUACUCCUCAGGGAGCGUGGAAGCCCAGAAGCUCCUSUUCGGCUACUCUACAGAAGGUGAUAUUCUAGAGCUCUUUGAUGGCCACUUCGAUACCAAGAUAGGUCCCAAGGUAGAAAGCGAGAGCUACAGAAGGAUCGCGGAGAGCAUCGGGUGUGCAACUAACAACAUCCUCUUCUUGACCGAUGUCCCUCGAGAGGCGAACGCUGCCGAGGAAGCCGAUACCCACGUGGCUGUGGUCAUCAGGCCUGGCAACGCGGGGCUGACGGACGACGAGAAGUCCUAUUACAGCCUCAUCUCAUCUUUCACUGAACUUUUCCUGCCUUCCUCCACCUAGGGAAGGGGGGGCACGCACAGACGGCUGUGCUUCCCCUCGGUUGUCUUCGUGUAACCUUAGUUAACUAUGUCAGUAAUCAGAGUUUAAAGCCAAACCCACAUCAUGUUUUGGACCCACAACUAGGGCAGGUGUGGUGGGGAGAACGGCGGCGGGUUCCUAAUGCACUAGGACUGCAAAAGCCUGCCAGGAGCUGCGAGCAGUCUGAGGAGCAAGGCCCACGAACGCUGCUUUUCCUUGGCUUUCCAGGUAGGAAUUAGCCCGGAGGAGGCUUCCCUCCAGGUCACUUAAUUGCGUCCUGGUGCUGAGGAGCCCCUUCGGGAGCAGCGUCCUCCCCGAGAGCGUUCUGCAAACAGAGCUUGCGUCCCCACUUCUCCCAGAGGGCAUCAGGAGGCAAAACAAGCUUCACCCUGAAGAGGGCAUUUCUGCCUCACGCAUUAAGUUAACCGUCUCAAAGUUAGGCCCGUAUCUAUUGAAAAACUAAAUCCUAAACUCACCUCAUGGCGCUACUGAGUGCUGUGGAGCUGUAGGGGCCAAGCAGCUGCAUYGCUGACCCAUUCCCACUGAGCAGCUGCUCAGCAGCAAGACCAACCAAUCCCAGCACCUGGGAGCAGCUCUUUAUAUGGGAUUGCUGCUAACGGGUGCAUCCUGCUGSAUUCGUUGAGCACUAAAACCCGAGCCUUUUCGCACCCCCCUGCCUAAAUUGUGCCAGUUUAUACCAGAUGCUCACGGAGCUUCUCCUACUGCAGUCAAUGAAAACRCCAGUUUGCUUUCACUGUGUUGGCUCUGCUGCAGUAUUUAGCUGUCCUGUCUGUCACUGACUCCAUCACUUAAAGGCAGCUCUAUUUUUUUAAACCCGUAAACACGUCGUUUCUUCCGCUUUAUCCUUCCUGGUCCAAUUCUUUGAGGCAGGCGAGCCUGCCCCUCUAAGGAAGCAGCACUACCUCCCAAAUCAUCCUGUGAUUCGAGCAGGGUACAAAGGCUCAGAAACAAAUAAGAGCAGGAACAGGGGCGGCGUGAAACCUUGAGACCCCGUUCGCUCCUGCUGGGACCUUGUUCCUGGGGAUCAUUAGCUGGUUUCUGUAGGGCUGGGCAUGAGCCUGCGCUCCUGGCUCUGCGCUGAGAGCGCCCAAACAGAAUCCAAACGCUCUCCCGAACUCUGAUGUAUGUCUAGAUGUCCGUGCUGAGGCUGUUGGGUAGACAACAAGCCUGAGAAAGGCAUUUGGGGAGGAAUUCCCCUCAUGCCAGCACCGUAAAACACUGAUGGUAGCAGGCAAGGCUUGGAAGCAGAGGCAGUGCCUUCCCGGGCCUGAUCUGCCCCCCAGAACAAGCCUGCUAAUUCGCAGCUGUUACAAGGAGUGUAUCUGCAUGGCUGACUAGUCCC
This is a messenger RNA of Nothoprocta perdicaria, 2089 nucleotides long. RefSeq names its product enolase-phosphatase 1 (gene ENOPH1). Lineage: Eukaryota; Metazoa; Chordata; Aves; Tinamiformes; Tinamidae. Gene Ontology annotation, molecular function: acireductone synthase activity; magnesium ion binding. The coding region runs from base 1 to 708 and encodes 235 amino acids. The transcript is spliced from 6 exons. The record is from RefSeq and is a predicted model, not a curated record.